CCCUAACGCUGAAACUGAAAACAUCGAGAUGAAGGUGUUCUGUGUUUUACUGUUGAUUGGGGCGGCCUGUGCGGCGCCAGGAGCAAGUAACAAUGAUGUUGUUGAGCUUUUAUCAGGAGUUACGCUUGAGAAGGACGCGCUAGGAAUAGACAAACUAAAUGUAAAGCUGGAACCAGGUGAAUUGAGAGAUGUCAAGAGAACUUUUGAUGAAGCCAGAGGCAAAAUCAAGAAAUACACGCCACUCCUAGCAGGUAUAGGAGUAAAGGUGAUUGCCGUGAUUGGCAUUCUCUUCGGCGCGCUAACUCUCUUAGUUACUAAGGCCCUGGUGGUCGCCAAAAUGGCACUGAUGGCAGCUACAGCUUUAGGACUUCAUAAAAUGUUCAGUGAAGGAGGUUGGAACAGUAUUAGCGGAAAGAUUUCUGGUGUCCAACCAUCACCUCAGGCAUGGUCAUCUCCAACAGCACAACAGUCUAACGCAUACCCCUACGCGAGAUCGGUCGACACAGCUAACGAAGCGAAUGAUGUUGCCUAUAGAACGCAAAUACCAUCAUAAUGAAUAUUAUUAUUAGGACAUAUUUAAUAUUAGGUUUAAUAAUAUUCAUAUUUUCUGUAAACGUUUUCUGGAAUAUCAAAUUGAUUGACAUUGUAUGUCAAUUGUCCGAAGUUAAAAUUUUUCUAAUGACAAUUGAAUAUCGAAUUUCAAAUGUGACCAAUGAUACUGUAUGCCAUUUGUCGGACGUCAACUUAUUUGACAGUUGACAUAUGAUACGUUCUAUCAUAAUAUUAAAAAAUAUAUGUUUUGAAUAUCGAAUUUUAAAUACGAAAUUGAAAAUUGAACGAUAAUUUAAAAAUUGUGACUAAUAGCGCGAUGUUUUUAAUACGAUUAGAUUAACUUAUGUACGAGCUUUAAUUAUUUAAGAACUAAGGCUGAAUGCAAUGGUGCUUUACCUUUUAAUUCAAUGUAGUUACAUAUAAUAAAGGUUCAAACAUAUAAAGAAAAAAAAUAUAUUUAAUUUAAGAUGUAAUAAAUAUAAAUGUAUGUUACGGAAGUCUCAUCGAUCUAUCCUAUAUUUUUUUUAAU
Molecule: messenger RNA, 1081 nt
Organism: Pieris napi
Lineage: Eukaryota; Metazoa; Arthropoda; Insecta; Lepidoptera; Pieridae
Exons: 4
Coding region: 29-553 (174 amino acids)
Source: RefSeq, a predicted model, not a curated record